CGGCCCACUCACCUCUCGCGGGUGCACAUCACUCCGCCAACUGCCGGAGUGGCUGCGAACUUCCGCGCCCGGUGUGCCCACGGCCGCAGCCCACCCGCCGCCCGAGCGCCACCCUUUCGGCGUGACCCAGGGGCUGUCCUGACGAAGGGACCCUCUUUCGGAUCCGAGUUUCUGUCUCUGUCCUUCAGUGUUCCCUUGUGUCCAGCACCUGUAUUCUUAGAUUAUACUCCUCAACUGAUUUCUCGAUGUUUACAACCCGGCCGGCUGAGGCUGGGGCAGAGUCCCGAGCGACCCAGCGUGAGGUGGGUCUGCAACUGAAGGUCCAGCAUCCCCGCGAAGCCUGCUCUGGGAUAGCUCAAAUGUGUUUUUUCUACCGCCACGCCUGCCGACCUGGGUCAGGUCGGAUCGUUACGCGGAGGCGGCGGCCUCGCGAUGUUUGGUGUGCUCGGAGUCACUCCAAGGCCUGACAGCGCCAGUGUCGAGGAAGGGUGUACACUUCACCUACUUCAUCCAAUAGUCACCAAAGAAAACACCAUGAAAGAUACAGAUAUCAAGAGACUACUGUAUACCCAUCUUUUAUGCAUAUUUUCAAUUAUCCUAAGCAUCUUCAUUCCAUCAGUAUUCUUGGAGAACUUCUCAAUAUUGGAAACACACUUGACGUGGUUGUGUAUCUGUUCUGUUUUUGUAACUGCUAUCAAUCUAGUAUUAUAUUUGGUAGUGAAACCAAAUGUGUCUUCUAAAAGAAGUUCAUUAUCACAUAAGGUAACCAGAGUUUUGAAAUGUUGUAUCUACUUUCUUUUGUCUUGCUUUUCCUUUCAUGUGAUUUUUGUUCUCUAUGGAGCACCACUAAUAGAGUUGGUGUUGGAAACAUUUUUAUUUGCAGUUCUUUUGUCUACUUUUACUACUGUACCUUGUUUAUGUUUGUUAGGACCAAAUCUCAAAGCCUGGCUAAGAGUUUUCAGUAGAAAUGGAGUUACAUCCAUUUGGGAGAAUAGUCUCCAGAUCACUACAAUUUCUAGUUUUGUAGGAGCAUGGCUUGGAGCAUUUCCUAUUCCACUGGAUUGGGAAAGACCAUGGCAGGUAUGGCCCAUCUCCUGUACGCUUGGAGCGACCUUUGGCUACGUGGCUGGCCUUGUUAUUUCACCACUCUGGAUAUACUGGAAUAGAAAGCAACUUACGUACAAGAACAAUUAAUUAGAGCAAAGGGAGAAGAUCGUUCUUUGUGCAGAUUCCACAAGGGCUGUGCAGAAAUGUGUGUGGUCAAAGCCAAGCAGUUCCAUUUACAGCACUGUUUUUUUAUGUAGUUUCGACAUGAUGUGAUUGUAGCUUUUUAAACUAUGAAACCCCUGAGAGAUUGUACCUUCUAGUUGAAAUAAAGUAUUUAUAAUAGAUUGUGGCUUCA
Messenger RNA from Sciurus carolinensis (gray squirrel), 1402 nucleotides. RefSeq names its product phosphatidylinositol glycan anchor biosynthesis class F (gene Pigf). Gene Ontology annotation, biological process: GPI anchor biosynthetic process. The coding region runs from base 433 to 1194 and encodes 253 amino acids. The record is from RefSeq and is a predicted model, not a curated record. The transcript has 6 exons. Gene Ontology annotation, cellular component: endoplasmic reticulum membrane. NCBI's taxonomy places the organism in Eukaryota, Metazoa, Chordata, Mammalia, Rodentia, Sciuridae.